CGAAGGCAAACGGCGAGGGUGUGUGGCAGUUGUUCUUUGGCUGUGAUUCAAGAGGGAGCUCUGACGGUGGUCUGUCUGGCUGCCCCUCGCGGUAAAUACAUUGUUGAAUAGUUCCUUAAGUAGCGUACGUCUCAAUUCAUUAGUUUGGUUUCUUGUUAAACCGUAACACUAGACAACAAGUGAAAUAUCCAGAGGCAUCUUGGAAGAGAGCAAGUGCUCCCUAGGGACCACCGAGCGUGGGAAGGUUUCCUUGCUCUAGGGAAGGACAACAGCCAAUAUCCAUUAGUUCGUAAUUGAGUUAAUUGGCGAGCACAUGUUCUUUUCUGCGAUUGUUUUUCAAUUGUGUUUAUUACGUGUUUUCAACCAUGUCGUGCCUUAGGGAUGGAAUCAUCAGGGACCUUUCGCUAUUUUCAGAUAUUUCAGUGAAAACUUACUGCGUGGAUUUCGAAAAAAGAAGGCCACCUGAAGCUUUUUCCCCAAAACCAGGUGCAAAAUUCAUCAUAAAGUGGGGUCUUGAUAAAUAUAAAAAUGACUGGAGAAUGGAUGGUUACUCAUGGCGCCAGGAAUCUGGGAAAAAAACCAUUUGCGUGGAUGGCGUUAAAAUUUUCAAAUAUUAUUUCAAAUUGCGAAUUGAGCGGGGAGAAACCCAACUGUCUUUUUCAACGAAAUUUUCAAAGCAUGCGUACGAGCAUCCUGAUUAUCCCAACCAAAUUCUCCUUAUCUACGCAGGCGAUGAUUCUGUUAUCAAUCCAAAAUACUCGCAUGGGAAUGCCAGGAAGCUGGAGAAGACAGAGAAGGCAUUCUACCGAACGGCAGCCUCAGUCCCAAUAACCGCAAAAGAACGUCCUAAAGAUCCUCCAGCGCAAGUUCACGGUGACUUAAUUGAGUCUGCGGGAAGCCACAUAAAAAUUCAAGCAGUGGAUGCGUCUCGAGACCUAGAACAAGUCAGAAAUGCUCAAAGAUUAGCAAGAGAAAAAAACCAUAUAAGCCACGACACCCAGUUUAACGCAUACGAAGUUGGCAUCGAUACAAAUUUUCUUCGGAAACUUGAGUAUCUUCCCUCUGUCAACAUGGCUUGUAUGGAAUUCGCCAACUCCAGUUUCGGUGGCAAACGAUGUCUAGUUAGCUUCACCUUCAGCAUGGAGCAAAUGGCAUCUAAGCAGAUAAAUAUGAUUAAAAUACAACUCUUAAAUAAUAUAAAAAAAACUCUUACCUUGUAUUUGAACGUACUGCUCACGCGGAAUAGGAAUUUUCUAGUCGUCCCCAUGCGUAGCUUUCGUACCACUUUUUUUGUGAAGACGGGGGUAUUGCCGGGAAUGCAGCGUCCCAAUAAGAUUCAGGACAAACUUUCGCUCAUCCACGGUACUCAAUUUGAAAAAUAAUAGGACUGCUGCGAACUUACCUUUAGAGCAUGAAAAGCGUCCUCGUCCUCCUCCUCAUCCUCGCUCUCCUCUUCCUCGUCGCCACUUUCUUCAGCCGAUGAAUUAUUAAUUUGUUCGUCGACAUGGCGGGAGCUCGUCGAUGGAGCUGGAGACGAUCGGGAAGCCGCUUGCGUUCCCGCUUCCGUACCGUAAUAAGUGUUUAAAUUACCUCGUCAGAGGCUGCCUUUUGCGCCACUAAGGCUUCUUCCAGCAGCUUAACCUUGUCCUUUUAGGGUACAGUUCUCCUCUGCAAGGUUCUCCGCAGUCAUUUUCCAUUCCUAAAAAGGGGUUAACAAAUUUAAAAAAUUUAUGUAUUUAACAAAUGAAAAAGAAUGCACAAUUUCCUGAGUCGUGCCAGCAGCAAUUAUUUGUUCAUCAGUGGCUGCUCGGACAGCAACAUUUGUCUCACCCAUUUCAGCCUGCGACUCAUCUAUGAUGAGAGGCUGGGGGGACAUAGACUGAUCCUCUUCCAUGAAAGAUGACAAAGGGUCAUUGCUUACUGGAUCCAUAGCCUAAUCCAAAUACAAUUAAUUAAUUAAUUUUAUAUGACUUAUGAUUAGGAUUAACUAACCUUUGAACUUGUACACACUGUUGACAGAGGCGGAUUAGUGGCUUUGCAUUUUCUCUUUGGCCUGGAAGACAUUGUACUUAAAACUACUAAAUUAAGAUAUGUUAGAAAAAUAAUAUAGAAAUAACUUAUAUACACAUCUAUCAAAUUACCUUGUAUGUGAAGUCACUAAACAAUUCACCACACGUGUCAAGUUUGAAUUUUGAUCCUUUGGGCCUGUUGUCUGCUGUGUAUAUAUAAGUAUAGUGGUACACGAUCGCUUCCACGAUAUAGAUCUUAUUGCAAUUCAAAAGUACGCGACAAGCCAAAAGUCGUGCGCAGCUUACGCGGAUGCGCACCACUGUGGCCUAUAGCUGAACUAAAAAUUGUUUUAUGCUUGACUAUAACCAUUCGUACGAUGCUUUACCACAGACGGAUUGCCAGUUAUUUUCCAGUUGACAUUUCGUCCGUUGUUUCAGUCACUGCAGCGUAAAACCUUGUUAUUAAAUAACAUGAGACGAGUUUGUUGUAUUUGUGGUGAAUUCGAAACGCAAUCAAGAAAAAGUUCUUUCUCUUUUUUUUCAAUUCCUAAGAAACAUGGAUUAUUGCGUGCAAAUGAGAUCCAGUUAGU
This is a messenger RNA of Daphnia magna, 2599 nucleotides long. RefSeq lists its product as uncharacterized. NCBI's taxonomy places the organism in Eukaryota, Metazoa, Arthropoda, Branchiopoda, Diplostraca, Daphniidae. The transcript has 4 exons. The record is from RefSeq and is a predicted model, not a curated record. Bases 366 to 1382 code for a protein of 338 amino acids.